CAUUGCCAACAGACCAUCCAAUUUCAUCAGAGCUCUUUAUCUUCUAUAUCAGGACGACAUGGAUAGCUAAUAUGUGGUUGAUUAGGUCAAUUGAAGGUUAGGAAAUGGCGAGAGUAGAAGCCAUGCACAAUCUCUGCCUUCUUUCUCUUAUGAUAUUACUAUUACAGGGUUGGUCACAGCGAGUUGAGUUUCUUCCUGGGUUUCAGGGGCCACUUCCCUUUGAACUUGAAACUGGAUAUAUUGGUGUGGAUAAAUCAGAGGAUGUGCAGCUUUUCUACUACUUUGUUAAGUCACAAGGGAAUGCCAAAGAGGACCCUCUCUUGCUUUGGUUAACUGGCGGUCCUGGCUGCUCUGCCUUGUCUGGUCUUCUUUAUGAAAUUGGUCCCCUACAUUUUAAGGCAGUAGAAUAUAAUGGAAGCUUACCUACAUUGAUCUUGAAUCCAUACUCAUGGACACAGGUAGCCAGCAUAAUAUUUGUAGAUUCACCUGUUGGCACCGGAUUUUCUUAUGCAAGAAACCAACUUGCUUCUCUGUCAGGAGACUUUAGACAAAUUGAACAAUUGGAUCAAUUUCUUAGAAAGUGGCUAAUAGAUCAUACAGAGUUCCUCUCAAAUCCAGUCUAUGUCGGUGGAGAUUCGUACUCUGGCAUGCCUCUUCCACCCUUAGUUCAACGAAUCUUAAAUGGAAAUGAAGAGGGCAGCAAGCCAUCGGUAAAUCUCAAGGGAUACCUACUUGGAAAUGCCGCUACGGAUUACACUUUUGAUGGAAACUCGCAGGUCCCAUUUGCUCAUGGCAUGGGACUUAUUUCUGAUGAACUCUUUGAGUCAUUGAGAAGGACCUGUGGAGGAGAAUAUGUGAUAAUAGAUCCCAGCAAUGCAGAUUGUAUGAAGCAUAUGCAGGAGUUUAAUAAGGUUACUUCAGGACUUAAUACUGCACAAAUUUUGGAACCCCUUUGCAAUUUUGCCUUUCCAAAGCCAAUUGAGAUUUCAUUUCGUAGAAGAAGGUCUCUCUAUGCGAAAUCUGGAGAUUUUGCAGAUCCUGAUCCAUCAAUUCCUAUUGGCUGCAGGACUUACGCAUAUCUGCUUUCCAAAUACUGGGUCAAUGACAAGAGCGUCCGAAAAGCACUUCAUAUACGAGAGGGAUCAAUAGGGGAAUGGACACGGUGCAAUUAUGGAUUAACUUAUACGUAUGAAGUCUUCAGUGCUAUUAAGUAUCACUUAUACCUGGGGAAGAAAGGUUAUCGUUCCUUAAUCUACAGUGGCGACCAUGACAUGCUUGUGCCAUUUGUGGGAACUCAAGCAUGGAUAAGAUCUCUAAACUUCUCCAUUGUUGAUGAUUGGCAACCUUGGCACAUUGAAGGCCAAGUUGCAGGAUACACAAGAAGUUACUCUAAUCAGAUGACCUAUGCAACUGUGAAGGGCGGAGGGCACACUGCUCCUGAAUACAAACAGGCAGAGUGUUUUGCUAUGUUCAAGAGGUGGAUAAGUCGGGAGCCUCUGUAACUAUGCUUUUUACACAAUGACACUACUCAUUACUCAAAUGUUAAUAUUUAGCUAAACGAAUUGAAAAAAUUUAUGUACCAUUUAAGAAUUAUUCAAACCCUCUUUAUUUUUUCUUUAAAAACCCAAAUUCUAGAAUAAAUUAAUUCCUGUAAAACAUAUCAUUCAAGGAAGCUCUUGAAUGUGCAAACAUUGUAUUUUAUGUGCACAAAAGUUUAUCAAAUAUGGCGAUACCAUUUAUAUUCCUGAUCA
Molecule: messenger RNA, 1751 nt
Organism: Ricinus communis (castor bean)
Lineage: Eukaryota; Viridiplantae; Streptophyta; Magnoliopsida; Malpighiales; Euphorbiaceae
Product: serine carboxypeptidase-like 17
Exons: 14
Coding region: 105-1502 (465 amino acids)
Biological process (GO): proteolysis; secondary metabolic process
Molecular function (GO): acyltransferase activity, transferring groups other than amino-acyl groups; serine-type carboxypeptidase activity
Source: RefSeq, a predicted model, not a curated record